Molecule: messenger RNA, 591 nt
Organism: Psilocybe cubensis
Lineage: Eukaryota; Fungi; Basidiomycota; Agaricomycetes; Agaricales; Agrocybaceae
Exons: 2
Coding region: 1-591 (196 amino acids)
Source: RefSeq, a predicted model, not a curated record
AUGUCCAACACACCACCUAACCCCAACCAACCGCAACACCACACGCAACACUGCUCCCCCCGCCCACCACUACACCACUCAGACACAUCCGGCUCAACAAUAUCCACCACAUCCAUCGCCUCAGCGUCCUCUACAACAUCAACGACGACGACGGCAACAGAUACGGAUGGAGAUGGAGAUGCGGAUGGGUUGGGUUUCACACCGCCUAUGACGAGUACACCUACGCCAGGGUAUCAUGGUACCACCACCGCCACCACCACUUCAAGCCCAAACACAACAGCUUUAACCGCACCCUCGAGCCCAAACACCACCACCCCGAGCACCCAAACGACCCCGAUUGUGCUUCUCCGUGUUAGAGUUGUUGGGUGUGAUAAUUUGUUGGGCAAGGAUCGGGGCGGGACGAGCAGUGAUUUCUUCGUCCUCCUCUCCCUCCCAACCUCCCAACCCUCGCCCUCGCCCUCCAAACCAUCCAAAUCCAAAUCAAUCAACAAACACGCAACACCCACAAUCAAACGCACAACCUCACCCACCUUCCCCGCCCCUCAAUCAACCUUCGACCUGCCUCCCUACAUGAGCGUUGCCACAGAGUAG